GGUGAAACGAUUGACAUAUUGCAAAUUCUAGAAAGAUUUAUUAUUUGCAUUUAACUAAAGCGGCCGUUUCUGAAAUGCCGUAAACAUGCUUUGAAGUGUAGGAACAUUCAACGAUGGCUGGAGACAAGGGCAGACACAUACCGGUGAUGAUGAUGGUGGUGUUUGUGGUCCGGAUAAGCCUCAGCAGAGCACAAAUCGUCACAAUAAACAGGACUACAGAAGCGAACAGCACUAUGAUUCUUUCCCCGACAAGCGUGUCGUACAAUACAACACUAACACCAGCGCCGGAUGAAACAAGUACUGCAGCAACAGCGAUAUCACCAUCUUCUGUAGGCAAUAUGACGACUCUGGUUUCUUCUGUUAACUUGACGAGAUCUUCAUUGUCAACCACAUUGAUCCCAAGCACUAGCACGUCCAUUUUGUCUUACAAUACAACCGUUAUCGCAACACCAGACACAACAAGAUUUGUAACUUCAACGAUCUCAUCGUUUACUUUAAAUGUAAGUGCUAACCCGACGACAUCUUUGAUCCAGCAAAACAUCACGCUAAUCACAACAAAGGCUGUGAACGACACUCCGAGGACGACAUCAACAAGUGCGGUUGUCGGAACCAUGAUCACACCAUCACCCAAUAUUAAAAGCUACCCCUCAUUGAUGACGUUGGAAUUGGGUAAUUUUACAAGUGCAACAAGUGUUGUCUUUGACUCGACUUCCCACAAUGGAACUCCACUUGUACAAAGCAUCAGUGCCCUUACCUCACCAAACGUCAGAAUAAACAGGACUACAGAAGCGAACAGCGCUAUGAUUCUUUCCUCGACAAGCGUGUCGUACAAUACAACACUAACACCAGCGCCAGAUGCAGCAAGUACUGCACCAACAGCGAUUUCACCAUCUUCUGUAGGCAAUAUGACGACACUGGUUUCUUCUGUUAACUUGACGAGAUCUUCAUUGUCAACCACAUUGAUCCCAAGCAUUAGCACGUCUAUUUUGUCUUACAAUACAACCGUUAUCGCAACACCAGACACAACAAGAUUUGUAACUUCAACGAUCUCAUCGUUUACUUUAAAUGUAAGUGCUAACCCGACGACAUCUUUGAUCCAGCAAAACAUCACGCUAAUCACAACAAAGGCAGUGAACGACACUUCGAGGACGACAUCAACAAGUUCGGUUGUCGGAACCAUGAUCACACCAUCGCCCAAUAUUUGA
Nematostella vectensis (starlet sea anemone) is the source of this 1205-nucleotide messenger RNA. RefSeq names its product serine-rich adhesin for platelets. The record is from RefSeq and is a predicted model, not a curated record. Bases 114 to 1205 code for a protein of 363 amino acids. The transcript is spliced from 3 exons. NCBI's taxonomy places the organism in Eukaryota, Metazoa, Cnidaria, Anthozoa, Actiniaria, Edwardsiidae.